Gambusia affinis (western mosquitofish) is the source of this 1484-nucleotide messenger RNA. Its product is annotated as leucine-rich repeat and transmembrane domain-containing protein 2-like. The record is from RefSeq and is a predicted model, not a curated record. The coding region runs from base 165 to 1337 and encodes 390 amino acids. Gene Ontology annotation, molecular function: protein binding. Lineage: Eukaryota; Metazoa; Chordata; Actinopteri; Cyprinodontiformes; Poeciliidae. The transcript has 4 exons.
GAGGACGCAAUAAUCACGGGUGGAUGAACUGGACUCAAUUUCAAAUCCAGAUAUAUAUUCCUACUUUACAAAGAAGAGUUGAACCUAGAUGUCAGGGUUACCCAGCUCCAAGCAAGACCAGCCAAAUGUAAACCAGUGCUUACGGCAAAGUUAAUGCUGAAGAGAUGAGGCAUGGACAGAGUCACCAUGGGAGUUUGGUCUAUGAGGCUUCUACUGGAGUGGUGCUGGUUCUGCUGGGGCUUCUGGGCUCAGUCAGUGGCUGCCCUACUAUCUGCACCUGCUACCACAACACAACUGACUGCUCUGCUGUGGGGCUUGUCUCUCUGAUGCCCAUCCAAAAGCAGCUAGGCUUGGAUUCACUGGUGCUCCAUCUUUCUAGGAACAACCUGUCCUCCUUGGGUAGCAGCGACAUGCUGAACCUCAGCAACGUGGAGCUCCUUGAUCUGUCUCACAAUUAUUUUCACAGCUUGCAGCCUAGAGCUUUCAUUGGCCUGAGCAGCCUUCAGUGGUUAAAUCUCUCUUCUAACUACCUUGGUGUUAUUGUAACAGCCUCUGACCUCCCUAACAGCAAAGUGACUGGCCAAGGACUGAAUGGAAGUGUUGGUUUAAGCAAGGAGGUCUUCCAGGGAUUGUGGCAGCUGCAGGGGCUUGAUCUGUCCUCUAAUAGCCUUCUUUUGCUGCCAAAGGGCCUCCUGGAUGGUCUUCAGAGACUCAACUGGUUGUCCCUGGCUCGCAAUCGGCUUAAGACCCUGGACAGAGUUACAUUUGAGCCCCUAGUUAACCUCCAGCAGCUCCAGUUGGCUGGAAAUCAUUGGGAAUGUGACUGCAACUUGAGGGAUUUCAAGAACUGGAUGGAGUGGUUAAUUUACAGAGAUGGGCAGGUAGAUGUGAUGCAGUGCAAUUUCCCCAGGAACCUGAAGGGCAGGGACAUCCGUAGCAUUCCAGCAGAGAUGUUCACUUAUUGUGCAAGUCCAACCAAGGAUGUUGCAUUGAAUCAGUCCACUAAGCCUCCCUGCCCGCCAGGGCGGCUCAGCAGCAUGGAUGAGUGUGUUCGGCAGCGACAAAGGCCAAUCAGCGUACGCAGAGCACAUGGCACACAAAUAGUGGCGGGAGUGGUGUGUGGCACAGUGUGCAUCAUGAUGGUUGCUGCAGCAACUUACGGCUGUGUCUAUGCCUCACUCAUGGCUCGGUACCAGAGAAAGAUGAAGAGCCGCGGACAGCCUCUGAUAGCCAAGUCUGGAACGGAGACUGACCUGGAUGACAUCCCAGCUUUAUCUACUGAUACACCCAAAGACAGCUGUGACUUUGUGUAUGGAUAUCGAAUCAGCAGCUUCUGACAUGCUAAGAUCCUUUUGCUUUGGCAGCUUUGCUCUUCAGUUCUCAAACAGUGUUUGCACAGAGAAACUCUGCAAUUCUGCCACUGUGCUAAAACUCUUUGGGCAUGCAGUGACUAUACAAUUAAAAAGUUAGACUAGGUGAAGGUC